AUGAAUUAAUCAAAUCUCUUGUACCAACAACACAACUUUUCUCCAGUACAAGAGUUGUAAGCUAUAAAUGAAAUGGAGUAUGAAUAAGAAUAUCUGAAUACUGGUUUAAAAGGAACAUUCAAUAGUCCAAACUGUGUGAUUAAAUCCCAAUUAGACACUCGUAGAACAAAUGAGGUUGAUUAAACUUCUAAAUAGGCUUUACUUCCAGAAUGGACAAAAAGAGCUUAGCGUACUGGUGUUAGUUUAAUGGCAUUCUUUUUUGUGAAACGAUUUGUAUAGAAAAUACGCAGUCAUCGAUAAAAAUUACAAAAUAUAAAUGAAAACCAUUUAUAAUUGAUUGAUGAUUAGGGAUCUGAUAAGUAAAUAAACAAAACAACUUUAGUUAAGUUAUGUUAACUUAAAUGAAAUUUGCAAGUCCAGUUUUUUAAAUUCGUAAUGUCUCACGACUUUUUCGUUAGCAUACAUUAGUAAAACCUGAGAAUCCUGUGUACAUAUCAAUAAAAGAGAAGUAUUUACUAUUAAGGAAAUACGGAUAUGAAAAACUAUCAAAGAUUCCUCAAUUCCAUCCUGAAAGUCAUAAUAAACUGAUGUGGGAUUACUUCAUAACUUUAAUUAGAUUAAUUUUAUUGGUAUUAAUACCUCUUGAGAUUGCUUAUGCUCCUGGUAUUUUGUUUGAAUAAGUUCUGCCACUCACUACUUUACUUUCAUCUUUAUUACUUUUUGAUGUGAUAAUAAGAUUAAAUACAAUAUGUUAUGUAAAAGGACAAGCUGUUUUAGAUCGUUUUGAAAUAGUACGAUAAUAAAUAUUUAGUGUAUUAUUUGUAGAUUUAUUAACUCUACUUCCUCUAUUCUAUUAUUGCAUUUAUAAAGGAGAAUAAAUAUCAAAUUACUAUUUAAUUAUUUUGCUUACUUCCUUGAUGCAAUUCAAACAUAUUAAUGAAGUGAUACAAAAGAGCGAGGAAUCACAGUACUUUAGUAAAUCUUAGAAAGGGAUCAUCAGUUUAUUGAAACUUAUUUUAACUCUCAUGUAUAUUUUACAUAUGUUUUCAUGUAUUUGGUAUUUUAAUUCAAAUUUGAGUCUCGAAGAGUCUUGGAUUCAAUUCAAAUAAUUAGAUUAAUAAACAUGGCAAGUUCAAUACUUAGAAGCAUUCUAUUUUGCUAUAGUUACAAUGUUGACAAUUGGAUAUGGAGAUAAUAUUCCUAAAAGUUCGAAUGAAAAGAUAGUGGCAAUAUUUUUCAUUAUGGGAGCAUGUUUGUGGUUUAGUUACAGUGUAAAUACGAUUGGUAUCAUUAUAAAGGAAAUUAAUCAAAAUAUGGUAGAGAGGAUUAAGAAAAUUAGAGUUAUAAACAGAUACAUGCAUAAAAGAAAUAUUCCUUAUGGACUAUAAUACAGGUAGUUACAUCUUCAAUAGAUUUUAGAAUUCGAGAGUAUCUAAAUUUUAGAUGGAAAGAAGAAGCUGAAAUUGAUCUAUAACAAGAGGAAUAACUCUUGGCUGAAUUAUCAGAAGAAUUGAAGUAGGAGUUAAGGCAAUAAUCAAAUAGUGUAUUUUUUAGUCAUUGCUCCUUUUUAUCCAGUAAUUUUAGCCUAGAAUUUUAGAAUGCUUUAUCAUGUCACAUCACUCGUACUAUAAUACAACCCUAAAAUGCAUUUUCCAUUUUUACUCUCGGCAAUAUUAAGCAGCCACAUCUCUGUUUUAUCGAACAAGGUUAAUUACAAUAUCUCAACAGGCAUCGUCAUUCGCUCAAAGGUAUUCAAUGUUAAGGACAAUUCCUUUAAGUUUAGGAUUUUGUUUCUGAAAAUGAAAACACUCAAAUAUUUUAAGCUAUCGGUUAUGUUAGUCUUUUAACUCUUAGUAAAGUAUUAAAUAUAUUUUAUUAUUAGACUGAUUUUCUUUCAGUCUUAAACAACUUCCCAAAAGAUUAUCAGUAUUAUUGUUAACUUAAAGACAAUAUAAAAUUGAAUGUUCAGAAGAAAUAAUUACCUUAUGGAGUCUAUUGUGCAGCUUGUAAGCUAUCUGAUCAUGAUCUCAUUGGAUGUCCUUAACUAAAAAUUACUAUUGACAGAGAGGUUGUUGUCAAAAGGCAUUUAUACUCUAAAGCCUAAGAAAGAAAUGAAUGCAAAAGAUCCUAAAAAAGGACUAAAGAUCUAUUUCAAACAUUGCCUGAUUUAGAAAUUAUCGAAUAAUUCACACUCUAUUUUCAAAACGAAAAAUAAAAAUUAAUCAAAUCAUAAUUGCAAUAAUAAUUAGUAUUUGAAUAAGAAGUUGAUGAAAAUCCUAUGAAAUCUGAUGGAAAUAUUUCUCCUCCUCCUACUCAUGAGCCCCAUUAAUAGAUUCUGUUAAGAAAACAAGACUCCAUUUUACUUUCAUAAAACUUUUCUUCCUCUAAUAACUUUCCCCCACAACCUAUUAGUCCAAUACAUAGCAUGAUUCAUUCACAAAAUCAUCGACGAAAAUAAGGCAUUAUGGAUUCAUAAAGCUCAUAUGAUUAUAAUCUUUCAGUUAAAAGAGGUUAGAAUCAUUACGAUUUUGAUCUUAAACCACCUCCCUUUAAUAAGUAUACAACAGCAAAAUUAUCCAUGUAUAAAAAAAAUUACUUGAGCAAAUUUCAAUCACAAUAACCAUAAUAAUCUUAAUUGGAUGUUGAAUAAAAUUAACAAAUAGAUUUUAAUGAAAUGAUGCAGCAGUAAAUUGAAUAACUCUAUCUAAAAAUGAGAAAAUCUGCCAUUAAUGAAUAACUUGAAAAUUUAAAGUCAAUUUUAGAUGUUGAAAUGCUAUAUCUCAAAUUUAAAUCAGAAUAAGGAUUAGAUUAAUUUGAGAUUGUUAAAAACUAUGAACUUUAUAUGGUAAAUCACAAUAUCAAUAAGGUCUUACAAGAUUUAAGAAAUAGAUCUAUCAGCCAAUUUAAUUACAUGAAUAAACUUAUUUGUUAUAUGUACUAUCCAUUUGAGUAUGUUAUGAAAUUUCAGAAGCUUCAGUAAAGAGAACGUUCACUAAAAAUUAGCAGAAACCUUCCUCGAAAACCUGCUCUAUCUAUAUCCAAAAUUGUUGAGCUUAAAAAUGUAUUUCAAAGAAAACGUUUCACUCCUCGUAGAAGUAUUAAGAUUAGUUAAGUAAAUCCUGAUGCUGAAGUAUGA
This is a messenger RNA of Paramecium sonneborni, 3136 nucleotides long. Lineage: Eukaryota; Ciliophora; Oligohymenophorea; Peniculida; Parameciidae. The record is from the annotation of a GenBank genome assembly.